Molecule: messenger RNA, 2602 nt
Organism: Toxotes jaculatrix (banded archerfish)
Lineage: Eukaryota; Metazoa; Chordata; Actinopteri; Toxotidae
Gene: glrx5
Product: glutaredoxin 5 homolog (S. cerevisiae)
Exons: 2
Coding region: 123-593 (156 amino acids)
Source: RefSeq, a predicted model, not a curated record
CCCCUCCUCCCGUGCGUGUAGUGUGUUGACUGACUGGUUUUACUCCGGGUUGUGGACAAGCAAGUUAGACAGUUUCGUCGACAUUUAUUCUGUUUCCAUUAAGACACAACUAACCAAAGAUCAUGAACAGCCUAAUUAGAUCUACUGCGCGGUGUCUGCGGUCUGGGGCAGCGGUCUAUCUGCCAAGACAAGCCGACGGACGCGUGUGGUCGGCCUCGGCCCGGCUCCUGUGCGCGGCGGCGGACCUCCAAAAAGACCUUGGUGAGAUGGUGAAGAAGGACAAAGUGGUGGUCUUUAUGAAGGGGACACCGGCACAGCCCAUGUGCGGCUUCAGUAACGCCGUGGUGCAGAUCCUCCGGAUGCAUGGGGUGGACGACUAUGCUGCGUACAACGUGCUGGAGGACCAGGACCUGAGACAAGGAGUCAAGGUCUUCUCCAACUGGCCCACGAUCCCUCAGGUGUACUUCAAUGGUGAGUUUGUGGGAGGCUGCGACAUCCUGCUCCAGAUGCACCAGAACGGAGAUCUGGUGGAGGAGUUAAAUAAGCUGGGCAUCCGUUCUGCGCUGCUGGACGCUGAAAAAGAAUCCAAGUAGAGGACGAGUGUAAACUUCAAACAGCUGACGAGACAGAGGACACAUUUAUCAGGUCGAAUCCCCCACUCAGAUGAUCGCAUAUGAAUCAACUCUCUAGGCAGCCAUUGGCAAAACUGACUCAGAGUGCAGAUGAAUGUGACAAGUGUAAGCAGUUUUGGUGGCAGCAUUGUAUCUUGAGUCAUGAACAUUUUUACGCUUUACCGUGCUCCGUAAACAGUUUAGAGUGUGAUGCAGAGCUCCUGCUGCACUGCUUGUUCUCUGCUCAGGUCCUUUUAGUGUGCACAGAGUAUGUACCUGCCAGGGGAGGACUUUAAAUCUUGGAAGAAAAAAAAAAUAGUGGACAGUGUCUUCACAGGGAUUCAGAAUCAUUUUUACCUACAGUACAAUUGUACCAAAUUUCUCACCUUGUUUUUUAAGCUGCAGUAACAACCACCUGGGGGCUAGAGAAACAAUCACCUUUUCAGAUGACAUGGCAAACUCUUUAGCCACAUUAGGCUUUGUUUUGAGUUCUGUCUCUGGCCACAUUAUGAAUUUUUUCUAGUUCUGUGAUGUCUCCAUUAGAUCCUGAGUAAAACAUGUGGUCCUUUAGCUGCCAAAUACUCCACUGUGCUCACUAGCUGGUGGCUACCUUUGUUGGUCUGGUGUUUGGUGCUGGGCUAGUAGUGCACAGUGGGUAUUAACAGCUGGUUGGUCAAAAAUGUUGCCACGUGAGCUGAGAGAAUGAACCAAAACAGUAAAGUGCUGGGCCAGAAAACCAAAAUAAUAGAGACACUAUAAAGCUCCAUAGAGCUGAGGGGAACUGCACAGGCAAUUCUCUGUGGCUUCAUCAUUAAUGAGCAGCCCCGUUCACAUUACAGAUAGUCUUCAUCCAUUGUAAUUAUAAAAAUGUUGAUUAUUGCAGCUUUAAUAUUUCCUUAUCACCUAACAGAGUGAGGGAAAGCUAAUCUUUGCCCUCGAGUUGCUUUCAUAUCUCCACUCACACAAUUCUAAAUUUUAAAGAUGUUGUAAAAAAAUAUAUUAAAAAUCCAUAUCUACAUAGUUGUUGGAAUCACAGGCUUUUUGGGAUAACUACAGCAACGAGCGUCCAACUAUAACUGCACUGCUGGAGUUUCACAUUGAGGUUGGACUUCUACUGCCAAAGGGAGAGUCAGGUUCCCUACCCAUGCUUUAAUCGGUUUACACAAGAAUGCUGUUAACCUCUCUCAUCCUGCCCUUUAAAAUCCCUGCCACCUCUACUGUCCACCUAUUUUCUCAAGUCACAGUCAGUUCAAGACCAAAUGACCCUCACGGUGCUCCAAGAACACACCAGGAAACGAUGGCAUCACACCAGACACCUUCCAAAUGCACUGCCUGUACUUACAUUACCCCAGAAGGAAGAACAAAGAGGGACAACGCUGUCAUUUCAACAGGUUCACGUGUUAGGGAUUAAGAAAACUGAUGGAGGUUCAUAGUUAUAUAAACAACUGCACCACAAGUGAGUUUGCUUUUUUUUUUAAGUGAAGGUAACUAAAGACAUGGACCACAGCUCACUGACCUCAUUACACACACGUACUGUCAAAAUAGCUUUGGUGGAACCAACAACACUGUCCCCUAUUUGUUCUUCCUGCCAGGAACCACAUACAAAACAUGUCCCCUCUGUUUUGAUGUCUACACCCGCUGAAACGCAACAAACGUACCAUGAUACCUUUUCUCUUUUUCCUGAGGAUGACUGAUUUACAGUACACCUGGACAAACCGAAACAGUGCUGUUUGAGGUUUGUUCAAUAUGCUUGAGUCUGGGAUCGGUCACUGAAGGAAAAGGAGUGUUUUUGUUUUGAGUUUCGUCACUGAGCCUAAGAAGUCCUGAUCUUCAUCAGUCCUACAGUAAAUGUCCCUCCUGCUGCACACAGUUGUAUUAUCAAAGCAAUGGUCAUGUAGUACACUGUAAGAUAUUGUACAUUGAAAGCAUAUUAUUAAAUGUAUUUUAGCUGCAUGUAAACCCUGUACCGAUUAAAUAUUUUGUGACACAAA